Messenger RNA from Venturia canescens, 4735 nucleotides. RefSeq names its product adenosine receptor A2b-like. Gene Ontology annotation, molecular function: G protein-coupled receptor activity. Lineage: Eukaryota; Metazoa; Arthropoda; Insecta; Hymenoptera; Ichneumonidae. The record is from RefSeq and is a predicted model, not a curated record. The coding region runs from base 2554 to 4170 and encodes 538 amino acids. Gene Ontology annotation, biological process: G protein-coupled adenosine receptor signaling pathway; adenylate cyclase-activating G protein-coupled receptor signaling pathway. The transcript has 3 exons. Gene Ontology annotation, cellular component: plasma membrane.
CGUCAGUUUAGCGACACGGGGUUAAACAGUCGGACGCGCUCGAUUCUCAUUCUCCGAAAGUAAAUUAAUGUUGAAAUAAUAUUACCCAGAAUUCGGGGCUUUUUGUUCUUCCUUCAUUUCGUCGAUGUUAAUUUAACCUAAAAAUAAUGAAAUUUGAAAUUCGAUAAAAUCCCGGGAUCGGUCACUUCGUAUUUAUUUCGGGAUCAAAAUGUUCGUUGAAAUGUUAUUAAAUUGGAAGAUUUUUUAUUUUACGCCACGAAAUUUGUACUCGAAAACUCAAAUAUUUUCGAACGAAAAGUUCGGAGCGUGAAAAAAAAUACGAAAAUUUGAAAUUGACCAUUUUCUGUCACAGAAGUGAAAAGUUGCGAAUCCAAUCACAAAUCCAAGUUUCAGUCGUCGAGUUAAAAUCCAAAAUAAUUUUCGUCCACCGGUCGACAGUAUCGCGUGAAAAAUAUUGAAUUAUUGUGAUUUCGGUGGAAUUUAAUGUGCUUUUACUCUUUGAAUCGGUUACGAUAAACAAAGAUUGCGAUAUCGAGGUUCGUCAGUAGCCCGUGGGUGUAUGUGCGCGAGUACACAAUAAUUUUGAGCGGAAAAAAAACGGGUCGACGAGAUAUACCGUAAUCUUGUCCUUGAUAAUAAAGUGUUCGAAGUGUGCUUGACAAAAAAAUUGUGAAGAAAUGAGGCAAACUACUCGAUGUCAAAAGUGUAUGGAAAGAGCUUGAGUAACGAAAUGAAAUUUUAUUUCGAAAGAUACGAGCUGCGGAAAAGACGUUGCUGCGAAACGAAGAUUCGAAGCAGCGGUUCAACCAGUUUCUAAUAAACUGGAGACAAAAAACGCGCUUUUUCUAUUGGUCAAAUUCAACAGUCUAUAUCGCCCUUGAACUCGGGAUCAACCGAAAACCUUUCACUAGAAUUUCGUGAAUAUAUUAAACUACGAAUACGCCACGGGGCGAAAAAUCUUUCGAAACAUUUGACCAAAAUUAUCAAUUGACAUGAAAAAUUCGGAUAACAGUCUCGAAUCGUUCUUAAAGUGGCCAAUAAUAAUAAUGAGCAAGUGAAAACAAGUAUACUAUAUUUGAAAGAAAAAGAAAAUAUCAUUUCGGUUUCAUGACAGUUUCCAGUUAUUUUUAAAUUAGCUGUCAAAGCGUUUGAAACGUGAGAAGAUUUCUGUCUUCCCCAUGACGGGAGAUCACGCGUGAUCCACCGGGAAUAUCCGUCGUGGAAUGUGAUCUUCCCUGUUUCGCGCCUCGCACGACACGGGGAUAAAAUCUCCCGGAAAUUAACUGUCCCUGUGAUGAGCACCUAUAAUUGAAAAUUUCAUCAAUAAUUGAAGUGAAGUAAAAAAUAACAAGCCCGGAGUUUUUAGCUGGCAGAAUUUCAUCGACACCGCUCGAAUCACGUCCGAGCAUGUUUUUCAAUCGGAGCCCUCGUAUUUUUUGUCGAGACGAAUGUUUGAGUUUCUUGACGAUAGUGAAGGGCGUUGGAGAGUGAAAAAAAAUAAAAAUGACCAAUAACAGUGGCUGCUUUGUGGCGAUGGAAAUUCACAUCGAUUGAGUUGCGGCUCGAAGCAAAAGCUCUUUGAACGCGGAACUCGGAUACUCGGAAGGACUCUAAGACUUCAAGAGGCUGCGAGAAAAAAUGUAUUCAUCGAGUUUUCAGUGAGCAUCGGAGAGCCCCGAUUGACACGAAUGUAACGAGAGUCGUGUUUACAGAAAGAAUCACAGCGGAACGAGAGAUCGCGAGUGCAGGCCGUUUUAGGUUAAAAUGUAAACACAACUUUGGCCUUUUUUCUCGAGCGCUUAAUAAUCUUACUGGAACACUGAACGAGUCCUCAUCGAACAAAGGAUCUUCCAACGGUCAUUUCUCCGUUUGUUUCCCGAGUAAUUCCACGCGCGACAUUGAAACUCCGUACGAAGAACAUGAAAGGAGACCUCAAUAUUCAACGCAUUUCGGCACUGGCCACCGCGCGUCACGUGAUCCGACCAUAACCGCUAUUUUUCGUGUGUCGUGUCACGUGACCCCAUAAAAAAUUCUCGGCUGCUUCCGCUCGCCCGGGCCUCGACCGUCAGGAUAAUUAAAUCGACGAUGGAAACUAGAUUCUGUAACCAAAUGAAUGUUUAAUCCUCCUCGACGAACCUUGCGCUCGUGUAUCGAUGAGACAAUUAACCAAAGUGUUUUCCGAAUAAAUCAACAAACCGCAGGACACCGAACCGCGAGAACAAACGACGAACAAAUGUCGAGAAGAAACAAAGUUCAGCUGCUUAUUUACUCGCUGGGACUCGUCGAAGUGUUUUACGAUUUUUACUCGACCGAUGAAAAAUGAGUGAUAAAUAAACAGAUAGAAAAUCAGAAAUAUUUCGAAUAACCGAACGACGAAGCUUAACCUCCAAAAAUCGACGCAAAAAAGGAGGGAAAUCGUGGAAAAAAAUUCUACGUGGCUUGCAGGGCCAUAAAAAGUAAAAAAUGGCGAUGCUAGAAAAAUUCGGAAGGAAGUAAAAGCCGGUAUUGAUAAUAACCGAGGAGGAUGCUGAUCGUUCGAUCUGCCAUCUCGAGAUGGAACAGUCGAGCACCGAUUCGGCCAAUUACCUCAAUUACACGGUAUCCGGCACCGUCGAUUUGCCAGCAUCAGCCGUCAACGAUUCGUCCUCGUACACGAGAGACGAGCUCAAUUUGCCGUACGCUUUUUGCGAAGUUGUCGUUGCCGUUUGCGCCGUUAUCGGCAAUGCUCUCGUCAUCAUUGUAUUCAGCAAAGAUCGCAAAUUACGAAGACGCACUAAUUAUUAUAUUAUAUCUCUCGCAACCGCCGAUCUUCUCGUCGGCCUUUUCGCCAUACCUUUUGCUAUACUCGCCAGCAUUGGAUUGCCCACUAAUCUUUACGCGUGUUUAUUCACCGUGUCCGUUCUCGUCGUGCUUUGUACUAUCAGCAUUUUUUGCCUCGUCGCCGUAUCCAUCGAUCGAUAUUGGGCUAUUCUUCAUCCGAUGGGUUAUUCCCGAAAUGUUCGCACCAAAACAGCCGUUGGGAUAAUAUGCGUUUGCUGGAUGGCGGGAACCCUCGUUGGAUUUUUGCCCCUUUUUGGGUGGAACGCCGGCAAGAAGUCUGACGAAAAGUGCAUUUUCGUCGAGGUCAUGGACUACGAUUAUCUCGUCUUCCUGUACUUUGCGACUAUUAUUUUUCCCGCGCUUUUGAUCGCGGCGUUUUACGCUCACAUUUACAGGGUCGUGGUUAAGCAGUUACGACAAAUUGUGGAAAUGAAUCCUGGGCGAAGCAGGGGUGGGAACCAGACGACCGGGACGAUGCUCCGGCUGCUGGGAGCGGCUCAGAAGAGGGACGUGAAGGCGACCCAGAAUCUGUCGAGGAUCGUGGCCUUUUUCAUAAUCUGCUGGUUCCCGCUGUACACGAUUAAUUGUGUCAAAGCGUUUUGUCCCGACUGCGAGGUCAACGACGUCAUUUUGAACUCCUGUAUAAUACUGUCGCAUUUGAAUUCGGUGGGAAAUCCGCUUCUGUACGCGUACCAUUUGAAGGACUUUCGAGCUGCGUUGCAGAGCUUCAUUUGUAGGCUCUUGUUCCCGAACGCUGCGCCUGCAACAGCGAAGAAUCGGCAGUUGAGUGUAAUUUCGGAGAAUCGUGGAUCCGUGUACGGCUCGCAGCGAUCGAAACUCCGCCAAAACGUUGCCGCCAAUCCGGGCGGUGGCAAAACCCCGCGGACGAAUCUUCUGCGGAGGGCGACCGACAACGCGGCGAGCUUGACCGCGGCAGGCGCCCCCGGAGCCCAAACGUCUCGGACCUCGAGCCCGGAGGUCGAGCUCCGAUCGAAAAGCACCUCCAAAUCGAGCGACAAAAACGAAGACGACAUUCUCGUCAGCCAGAAUCCAAGUCCGGAGAGCAGCGAGGUCGCUCGCUGCAACGAUUUCACGAGCCUCAACGUCAGUCCCAUUUCUGAAAGAUCCUCGAAACUUAAUUUGUCGGACAUCGAAAUGAAAACUUGCAAAUCUUUCGUCGACUUCAUACCCGAUCCUACCGAUGACGAGGGGGGCCACGACAAUGCCGUUUGCGUCGUCGAAGCCGAUGUCAACGACCUUCCUCAUUUGGAAUUAACUCUCUCGUGUCGCAGCCUCCAACUGGACGGUGAAGAGACGAGGAAAGAAAUGGAAGAGGACCGAAAUCACUGAGCGCGCUAGUCAUCACUUAAUUUACCAAUUUUAAACGUGCAUGCUGAAUGUGUCAUUGUGAUUAUUGUGUAGAACACUAAAUCGUUGGUAACGAUGAAUCAUUAGUCGAGCGACAAACGUAGUCGUACUACGUGCUGCAAUUCGAGAUUCAAAUUUUCUAGAAAAAUCCAUUUUUUCACUCAUUUUUCCCAUUUUUUAAUAUUAUUUGUGAUGACAAUGUACCACGGGACGCGAGUGUGAAGCUUUUUCAUUGGAAUUCUAUUUAUUAAAAGGUCACUCAACGUGAAAGCGUGCUGGGUACGUUUGUAAAUAAUUAUUUUAAAAUGUACAAACAGUACAUUUGUUUAUCCAGCUCUGAGCAAUUUUUUAGCAAUUAUAUUUAGCGAUGAUUAUAUUUAGUAGGAAAAAUGUAAAUGCAGGAAAGAGGAAGUCUCGUAAUCAUGAGAAGGUGUGUUCACAGUUUUGUUUGCCCUGAAAAAAAAAGAAGAAAAAUUCAUUUUUAAUGUAUAGAGACUGUGUAUAAAUGUGAAAACGUAAUAAAUAAAAUGUGCAAAUUAAUCCUUCA